AUGGCCUUCACGGGGCUCGUUGGAGCUAGCGAUCCAGACAUUCUAUUUGACUACAUUGUGCCACCUAACGUCACCAUAGUAGACGGUAAUUUCUUCACCUACACAAAAAUCCGUGGAUUUUUUGAUGUGCAAAAUUCAACUGACACUAAAUCAAUGGCCGCUAGCAUGGUGGAAUUCCCAGCUUUAAAUGGUCAAAGUGUUUCGUUUUCAAUUCUUCAACUGGCCCCUGGAGGAGUGAGUGCACCCCACACCCGACCCCACGCAACCGGCCUAUUUUUGGUGUUGGCUGGUCAGUUUGAGGUUGGUUUUGUGGAUACUAGUAAUAAACUUUACACACAAACACUAGAAACCGGAGAUAUGUUUAUUUUUCCAAAAGGACUAGUUCAUUAUCAGUAUAAUCCUGAUAUGAAGAAACCGGCAGUGGGUGUUGCUGGAUUCGGUAGUGCAAGUGCCACCGUGGUUUCAGUUCCGAAAACUUUGUUUGAAACAAAUAUUGAAGAUGAAGUUCUUGCCAAGUCUUUUAAAACCAGUGUUGCCAUAAUUCAGAAACUCAAGAAAGGUCUUGGAAGCAAGGUUUUGGCCAAUAAUUAG
Messenger RNA from Erigeron canadensis, 591 nucleotides. RefSeq names its product germin-like protein 9-3. The record is from RefSeq and is a predicted model, not a curated record. Bases 1 to 591 code for a protein of 196 amino acids. NCBI's taxonomy places the organism in Eukaryota, Viridiplantae, Streptophyta, Magnoliopsida, Asterales, Asteraceae. The transcript has a single exon. Gene Ontology annotation, cellular component: cell wall. Gene Ontology annotation, molecular function: manganese ion binding.